CUCCUUCCAGAGCCCAAGGACUUACAGCUUCCUCCGCUGCCUUCCUGUGCCCACAACCCCACCCCCCUCCAAAAAGUUGUGAUGCUUUUCUUCACCCAGUGCUUUGGGGCUGUGUUAGAUCUCAUUCACCUCCGCUUUCAGCACUACAAGGCGAAACGGGUGUUCUCCGCCGCUGGGCAACUUGUCUGCGUUGUAAAUCCCACGCACAACCUGAAGUAUGUGUCCAGCCGACGGGCCGUCACCCAGAGCGCCCCGGAGCCCGGCAGCUUCCCCCCUCACCACCUCCCCCACCAUCACCGCCAUCACCGCCCCCACCACCACGUCCGCCACCACGCCCGCCCCCAUCCCCUCCACCCCCAGGAGGCAGGGCUGCACGCCACCCAGGUGACGCCCUGCAUGUGCCCCUUGUUCUCCUGCCAGUGGGAAGGCCACCUGGAGGUGGUGGUGCCCCACCUGCGGCAGAUGCACAGGGUGGACAUCCUCCAGGGAGCCGAGAUCGUCUUCCUGGCCACGGACACGCACCUCCCGGCACCGGCCGACUGGAUCAUCAUGCACGCCUGCCUCGGCCACCACUUUCUGCUGGUGCUGAGGAAACAGGAGAGGCACGCAGGGCACCCCCAGUUCUUCGCCACCAUGAUGCUGGUCGGGACCCCCACCCAGGCCGACGGCUUCACCUAUCGCCUGGAGCUCAACAGAAACCACCGGCGUCUCAAGUGGGAGGCCACUCCCCGGUCUGUCCUGGAGUGCGUGGACUCGGUGAUCACGGACGGGGACUGCCUCGUCCUCAGCACCUCACUGGCCCAGCUCUUCUCCGACAAUGGCAGCCUAGCCAUCGGCAUCGCCAUCGCCGCGGCGACGGAGGUCCGCUCCUCGGAAGCUGAGACGUGA
Molecule: messenger RNA, 888 nt
Organism: Hippopotamus amphibius kiboko
Lineage: Eukaryota; Metazoa; Chordata; Mammalia; Artiodactyla; Hippopotamidae
Gene: SIAH3
Product: siah E3 ubiquitin protein ligase family member 3
Exons: 2
Coding region: 82-888 (268 amino acids)
Biological process (GO): proteasome-mediated ubiquitin-dependent protein catabolic process; multicellular organism development
Cellular component (GO): cytoplasm
Molecular function (GO): ubiquitin protein ligase activity; ubiquitin conjugating enzyme binding
Source: RefSeq, a predicted model, not a curated record